AUGAUUAUGAAAAACGACCGGGACUGCAUUGCCGCCGAGGCUAUCAUGCCUGCUCAGCCAGCCACUACCAAGUCCACCUCUGCUGGUGCCAAGAAGGAUAUUUCAAACUACACCUUUGAGAGAACGUUCAACCCGGAAAUCAUUAGAAACUGUCAUGCGCUCAACUCUCACGCUUGGUCCAAUGAGUUGACCCCUGAACAAUAUGUGGAGCGUGAGAAAUUCAUGUCCACCGUCUCCCUCUCUAAUGUUGCUUCGGAGCCUCACCAUGAUGGUACCUCCGUAAACGGGUUCUACAAUCUCCGUAAGGGUCCACAGGCUGCUGGUUUGGCGGGUAUUGCGUACUAUAUCGUUCGUGACCUUACCGCCAAACGCAAAGAAGGUGACGACGACAUGUUCGACGUUGCCUGUGCAUGCGAGACGUUAACCAGGCUGAGUUACAUCGCUCACCCUGGAAGCGAUGGGGAAGCCAUUAUCACCAAUGUUAUGUCCCCGUGCAUUGGUGGUGUCUUUGUCCCAGCAAAGAGCAGAGGUUUGAACUUGGGUAACAUUAUGAUCAACAAGUUGAUAGACUAUUUGAAUAACGAGUAUGCCACUUCUUACAAGCAAAGACUCAGUGCGGGAAAUCCCAAGGGUGAAACCUACUCCACGUUGUACAGUGAAGUAGGCGAAUACUAUAGAAAGUUUGGCUACAUCUCCAGAGGUAUGGACUUGAUCACAGUUGACUACACCCACGCAGAGGUUCCUGCUACCUCUGCCUACACUUUCAAGGCAUACAAAGUCAAGGAUGACACCACUCUCUUGCACAAGCUCCACAACGACCAGGUCUUGCGGCAGUUGGCCCUGGCAGUUAAGACCACCGGGUUCAAGCAAAUUUCCAACACCCCUACCUUAGAGAACUUUAACUGGCACUGCUUCAGGUCCAUUUUCAUUUCAAACAACUUGAAGGUGUUUGGUGAAACCGACUCUAAGGAUGAAUUAGUGUUUGCUGUCAGCAUGUAUGAUCCGUCCAAUCCGGAAAAGAUAGUGGCGAUGACCACCUUUACCCAUGACUGGAAGAAUCGCAACAUUUACAUUUUGAAGAUUGUGCUCGUUGAGCCCCAAACCUCUGCCGAUGCCUCCAUGAAAUUGAUUGAUGAGUUGUUCCAACAAAUUCGCCGUGAGUCACAUGUAAAGUAUGGUGACUUCCACAAGAUCAACCUCUGGCAAUCCGAGUUGUUCCAGUAUGGCAUUGAUUCGACCGAGCAGUUUGCCCAGGUCUACGCCGAUAAGAACGGUGUUGACGCUUCUAAGGUGGCCAUCUCUGUUUCUGAGAAUGGCUCCAUCUCUGCCGCUAGAUUCCAUAAUUACGCCGAAUCUGAAGACGGCAAGGUUGAGAUUGUGGAAGAAAACAUAUCCGUGGAUGUUCCAUUUGGUUGGAUUGACAACGGUAAGUGGUGUUGGUUCUAG
Messenger RNA from Babjeviella inositovora NRRL Y-12698, 1446 nucleotides. RefSeq lists its product as uncharacterized. The record is from RefSeq and is a predicted model, not a curated record. NCBI's taxonomy places the organism in Eukaryota, Fungi, Ascomycota, Pichiomycetes, Serinales. The coding region runs from base 1 to 1446 and encodes 481 amino acids. The transcript has a single exon.